GACAAUUUCGAGUGAAGUCAAGUUCAUAGAGAUCGGCUAGGGUCCGGGCGUGUUUGUGUGAGGCUCAAAGUAUAGGUGAGCCUGGGCGUGCAUGGGUCGGUAUGUCUGAUGCCUCCAAACCUCGUUCGACACCGUGAUCGUACUUCUCUGUCUCUGUAUGCAGCACCUCUUCCAAAGUCUCGCCGGCUUCUUUCAGGCUUUCAACUGAUCCAACGGGUCAAAAGCGCAGCUGAUGAAGGAAACUCCACCCAGCCCACUGCUUCCUUGCCGAUGACAACUCCACUUCAUGUACCUCAUAUGCCGGAGAGCCAAACGCCCACUGGCUUGCCCGAAUGGCUCGCUAUCUACUACAGCCUUUCCAAUAAGUUAUAUUGUGGCGCGUCAGCUGUUAAUGGACCUCCCUACGUGUUUCCUAUGGCGUCACCCGCGCAUGAAAGCAAUCUUGAUGAAGAAUUGCUGGAUCUCCGAACCCAAACCUUAUUCCCUCCUGUUCAAGGUUCGGAAGAAGGACCCGCUUCGAUUGACCCUGCACUAUUCGACAUGAUGCCGACCUUCUCUCAAUUCAACCCUAAUCCCGAAAUGGCUUCCCGUUCCCAGAUCUCGAACCCUAUGUCGUUGGACACAUUCAAUCAUGCUGCGAUUCCUGAGCCUUCUAAAUAUGGGAUGAAGACGAACUCAAAUGAACAUGCUGCCUAUCGGCUUCAAGGCCUAGCUUGGAAGUUGGGAUAUCGCUUUGUCCCUCUCUGAGUUGACGCGGGCGGUGGCGGUUCCCCCGGACUGAGAAAUGUGCUGCAUGUAAGUCGAUUCCUCGUGUUUGAUUGAAUGCUUAGAAUUGCUGCUACGACUCGGUUUGCUUGGUUUGCUUGGUGUUCACUGCUACUCUUCUAGCCUACGUUCGGAGUAAAUG
Molecule: messenger RNA, 907 nt
Organism: Cantharellus anzutake
Lineage: Eukaryota; Fungi; Basidiomycota; Agaricomycetes; Cantharellales; Hydnaceae
Exons: 2
Coding region: 109-747 (212 amino acids)
Source: RefSeq, a predicted model, not a curated record